UCAGACAACAGGCAGCAGUCUCCAUGCCCGGCGCCAAGUCUACGAAGAGGGCUGAGUUUGCGAAGGUGGAGCAAGCAGUCAUGGAAAUGUUGGUGCACGCGAGGGCACUGAGAAUGCCUGUCGACCGGGACGCGAUCCAGGCAUUUGGGCGCAAAGCUCGUCGUGCUCUCGAGAACGAAGCAUCUACGGACGCCGAGCGUGUGCAGUACAGCGGCUUCAACGCGUCCGAGGGGUGGGUAAAGAGCGUCGACGACGAAGCCAUCGCCGAUCGCCUCAGAGUAAUCCGCGAGACGUGCGCUCAGUAUGCCCCAGAAUGCGUCUACAACGCCGACGAAACCGGGCUGUGCUACAGGAUCCUGCCCAAGGCUACAUACCUCGCACCAUCAGAGCUCAAGAAGACCGUGCGAGGCGUGAAAGGUAUGAGAGCGAAGGAUCGAGUCACCGCCUACAUGGCUACGAGCGCCAGCGGGUGUAAGGUGCCGCCGUCUUCGAUCGGCACAGCCAAGGAGCCCCGGUGCUUCAAGAUCCGGGGCUCACCCAUCAAGUACUUCAGCCAGAAGAACGCGAGGUCGGACGCUCGAGUGUUCAAGCUGUGGUGGUCGCAAGUGUUCCUGCCACACGUGCGCUCCGUCACCAGCGAGAAGGUGAAGAUUCUUGAGCUGCCACCCAACUGCACGAGCAAGCACCAGCCCAUGGAUGCCGGGAUCAUCGCAGCCUGGAAAGUGCGGUACAGGACGAAGCUGCCGGGGAUUCGCGUCGACACGAUGACGUCGGCGGCGCAGCUACGGGAGCAGGCGAAGGAACGCAAGGUGAUUCGGGGCUGCAUGGGGCUCGCGGAAGGAGCGCAGCCUCACAUCCUGGACGCAGCUGAGCUAGGCCUCGAGGCGUGGAAGGAAGUUUUGCCGGAGACAAUCAAGAGGUGCUGGAGGAAAUGUGACAUGCUUCCUUCUGCGGUGCACGCGGACCUCGACGAGGACGUGGGAAAGAAUAUGCGCAACAAGAAGGAGAGUCUUGAAGAGUUGACGGACUUGGUGCAGCGUCUUUCUCUUGAGGCGAAGAAGACCACUGUCGAUGAAGACCUUGGCGAGGCGCUCAAGGGUCUGGGGUUGGCACCUGGCGCAACGCCAACCCGGGCUUCCACGAAAGCCGUGCAGACAUGGUUGCGUGUAGAGGAUAAAGAGGGUGUAGCGGAGGCGAUUAUUGCAGAUCUGAAGGACGAUCUUUGUGAGGAGUCGCUUGCCCACCUGAACAUGGACCAACUGAACAUAGACUCGGACGACGACGAGGCCGACUCUUCGGCGGGAGACGAGGGACAGUCAUGGCCGGGGUAG
Ectocarpus sp. CCAP 1310/34 is the source of this 1331-nucleotide messenger RNA. The record is from the annotation of a GenBank genome assembly. NCBI's taxonomy places the organism in Eukaryota, Phaeophyceae, Ectocarpales, Ectocarpaceae.